GGUAGAACCGUCAGACCAAAAUAACUACCCACCCCAUUCUCUUCUCCCGCAAGCCCGAGACCCGCACCCAUCUCGCGUCCUCCUCUUUCCCCUCCCGACUCGCAGCUUCGAAAGUCGGUCGCCGCAUCCCCUUCCUCUCCAAGUCCCCGCCGCAAACCCUAGCCCCCCAAUCGAGCCGAGCCCCAUUCCGGCAGGCGGGCAGGGCGGCGCAGGGAUGUUCUUCUCCGGCGACCCGACGUCGAGGAAGCGGGUGGACCUGGGCGGGCGGAGCAACAAGGAGCGCGACCGCCAGGUGCUGCUCGAGCAGACGCGCGAGGAGCGGCGCCGCCGCCUCGCACUGCGCCUCCAGAACUCCUCCGCCACCAAGAUCCAGAAAUGCUUCAGAGGGAGGAAGGCGUUCGAAUUGGCACGCUCGGAAGUUCGAAAGAACUUUUGUUCUACUUUUGGGGAACACUGCCAGAGGGUAGAUAGGAACUGCUUUGGCAAUAAUUCUGAUUUUCUUCGCCAAUUGCUGUUCUUCUUCAAUGCAAGUAAAGACAGUGAUAUUGCUAUACUUUCUCAAGUCUGCAGCUUACUUCUGCAGUAUGUUAAGCAUGGGGAUGUUGUAAGUCUCUUUGCGGGUGUAGAUUACUCCUCAGUGGAACCAGUUGUAAUUCAUAGGGUUAAAAGACUUGCACUCAUCUGUGUGCAUGCUGUUCAUCAGAAGAGGCAUGAUUGGAAUAAUCAACUUUUGAUGUCAGUGCAAAGCACAUCAAUGCCUUUUGUCCAAUUACUAGAAGCUGUGGCUUGUUUGAUAAAUCCUAAGCUGCCGUGGAACUGCAAAGUAGUUGGGUAUCUUCAGCAGAAAAAGAUUUAUUGCUUAUUUCGGGGAAUUAUCAGUGCAGUACCGCAAAAUGCAAGAAAUAUGGAGCACUGUGAUAUAUCUGCGCUGGAGCAUGUUCUCAUGCUUACUGCUUCACAUGUUGGUGAUAGUCAAUGUUGUUGUCCAGCUGUGGAUCCAAGAUGGAGUUUUUCCUCGCAGCUUCUAUCCAUUCCUUUUCUCUGGCAUCGUUUGCCACACUUCAAGAAGGUUUUCUCUGCUAAUGGGCUCAGCAAAUACUAUAUUCAUCAGAUAGCUUGCUAUUUGCCCAGUCGUGCUGAUGUUCUCCCUAAUGAUAUAUCAGCUAAACAGCCAGGAUAUGCGUGUGUUCUUGCAAAUGUACUCGAAGCUGCAACUUGGAUUUUGUCCGAACCAAAGUUCGCUUCUGAUAGAGCGGCUGACAUCAUUGCUGUUUCCACAUCAUUAUUGGAUGCGUUGCCGACGAUCACUUCAGCUACCGAAAGGGCAGAUGAUGACGAUGACAUGGCCAUGGAUGUCGAUGUUAAAGAUGAGCUUGAUAUUGAUUUGCAAAAACAGAUAAUGGCAGCAUUUGAUUCAAAUACAAAGUUACUUGAACAUUUGGUGAAUGCUCUGUUCACAGGCACCUUAAGCACAAACUAUUCUGAUCCAUCUGGGCCAUCAGAUGCUGAAGUGGAAGCUGUAGGGUCUAUCUGUGCUUUUCUUCAUGUCAUGUUCAGCACAUUGCCACUGGAUGUAACUAUGACUGCGCUGGCCUAUCGUACUGACAUUGUUCCUGCACUAUGGAACUUUAUAAAGCGGUGCCAUGAAAACCAAAGAUGGCCAUAUUUUUCCAAGUAUAUCUCUCCUUUGCCUGUAGAUGCUCCUGGUUGGCUCCUGCCUGUGUCUGUAUUCUGUCCCAUAUACAAGUACAUGUUAAAGAUUGUUGAUAACGAGGAAUUCUAUGAGCAGGAGAAACCUCUUUCACUUAAAGAUUUGAAGGCCCUGGUCCUCAUUUUAAAGCAGGCUUUAUGGCAACUUCUUUGGAUUAUUCCUUCACAUACCUCUCCUAGCCAGAAAGCAUUGCCCAAUCCUUUAGGCCUUAAGAAAAUGUCCAUCGACAGUCUUAAGAGCCAGGCAAGGAUUGGGUUAUCUGAAUUACUCACCCAGUUGCAAGACUGGAACAGCCGACUCCCAUUCACUGCCGAAAGUGAUUUCUAUUCUCAAGAAGCAACAAGUGAAAAUUUUGUUUCUCAGGCGAUACUUGGCAACACUCGAGCAUCAGAGAUUAUAAAGCUUGCUCCCUUUUUGGCACCUUUUACCAUUAGAGUUAAAAUAUUUACUUCACAAUUGGCAAAUUCUAAACAAUCGACGGCAUCUCAUUCCGCCUUGACAAGACAUCGGUUUAAAAUAAGAAGAAGUCGACUCCUCGAAGAUGCUUUUGAUCAGCUAAGCUUGCUCUCUGAAGAAGAUCUUAAAGGACCAAUCCGAGUAUCAUUUGUUAAUGAGCAUGGUGUGGAAGAAGCUGGAAUUGAUGGAGGUGGAAUUUUCAAAGAUUUCAUGGAAAAUAUCACUCGUGCUGCUUUUGAUGUGCAGUAUGGCCUAUUCAAGGAAACAGUCGACCACGUUCUGUACCCCAACCCUGGAUCAGGAUUGGUUCAUGAGCAGCAUCUGCAGUAUUUCCAAUUUCUUGGAAGUCUCCUUGGGAAGGCAAUGUAUGAGGGCAUACUUGUUGAUCUGCCAUUUGCAACCUUCUUCUUGAGCAAGCUGAAAGAGAAGUCUAACUUCUUGAACGAUCUGCCUUCCUUGGAUCCAGAGUUGUAUCGACAUCUUCUAUUUUUGAAGCAUUACAAGGGCGACCUCUCAGAUUUGGAGUUGUACUUCGUUAUUGUGAAUAAUGAAUAUGGUGAACAAAAUGAAGAAGAGCUCCUUCCUGGUGGGAGAGAGAUGCGUGUUACUAAUCAGAAUGUUAUUACGUUUAUCCACCUUGUUGCCAACCAUCGAUUAAACUAUCAGAUCCGUGGACAAGGUAGACAUUUUCUAAGAGGUUUUCAAAAACUUAUACCAAAGGAAUGGAUUGAUAUGUUCAAUGAACAUGAAAUUCAGCUUCUCAUAUCUGGCUCUCUGGAAAGUUUGGACAUUGAUGACUUGCGCUUAAACACCAACUAUUCUGGAGGUUAUCAUCCGGACCAUGAGAUUAUCGAUAUGUUGUGGGAGGUUCUAAAGAGCUUCAGUUCAGAUAAUCAGAAAAAGUUUCUCAAGUUUGUGACUGGAUGUUCUCGCGGGCCACUCCUUGGAUUUGAGUACCUUGAUCCUAAAUUCUGCAUUCAGAGAGCUGGUGUCCCCGGCUUGGAGGAACAUGGAGACCGUUUGCCCACCUCGGCUACUUGCAUGAACCUUCUUAAGCUCCCUCCUUACAGAACCAAGGAGCAGUUGCAAACCAAACUGUUGUAUGCAAUAAACUCUGAAGCCGGUUUCGAUCUGAGCUAAUUGCAUUGUGGAUUCGAACAUUGUGCACAGUGUAGAUAGUUGCUAGAUAACAGCUUAAAGGCAAACCAAGACCAGAGCACCUACGAUUUGGGCCCAAUUUGAAGCCCAACAAACAAAGGGCAGACAUCUUAGGGUGGCUGGGGGAAUCAGAGGCGGCGCCUGCAACAGCUCAGCAGCCAUGACAAGGCUGACCGGCGGAGAGUGGUAAAGGCAAGCUAGCGCAGAUGCUGUUGUAAGCAGCCAUGAACAUGUACAUAUGUAUUAGUCGUUGUGAUUGAAUGGCCGCUUGUGGAAUAAUAUAAGGGAUGAAAGAAAUUGGUAGUUCGGAGUUCGUUAAA
This is a messenger RNA of Triticum aestivum (bread wheat), 3645 nucleotides long. RefSeq names its product E3 ubiquitin-protein ligase UPL6. Lineage: Eukaryota; Viridiplantae; Streptophyta; Magnoliopsida; Poales; Poaceae. Gene Ontology annotation, biological process: ubiquitin-dependent protein catabolic process; protein polyubiquitination. Bases 215 to 3307 code for a protein of 1030 amino acids. The record is from RefSeq and is a predicted model, not a curated record. Gene Ontology annotation, molecular function: ubiquitin protein ligase activity. The transcript is spliced from 27 exons.